AUGUCAAUUGAAAUUUGGUGUCAAUGGAAAUUUUAUAGACUAAAUCUAACAAAAAUGAAAGCUAUCUUUGCCUUGUGUGUUAUGUUACUUGCCUUGUCAGUUGCUGCUGCUCAACAUCACAAUGAUAUUACCAUUAACCAUAGAAUGGUUGGAUCAUGGACUGAUUCUGCCACUGGCCAAUGUUUCUCCCAAUUCGAAGUAACCAUUACCAACGCUUGCAAUAGUGCCCGUGUCUGCUCACUCUGCAUUGGAACUGAUGCCACCUGUCGUCUCCGUGACAACAACUCUAUCUGGAAUGUCGUACGUGCCCACAAUGGUGAUAUUACUCUUCCAGCCAACCAAACCAUCAAUGCCGGUGCCUCAUACACCUUUGGUUACAUUGUCCACGGUACUGUUGCCCCAACUCUCUGUGUCAAGUCUGUCUCUUUCUGUUAA
Messenger RNA from Cavenderia fasciculata, 435 nucleotides. RefSeq lists its product as uncharacterized. Gene Ontology annotation, cellular component: extracellular matrix. The coding region runs from base 1 to 435 and encodes 144 amino acids. The record is from RefSeq and is a predicted model, not a curated record. Gene Ontology annotation, molecular function: polysaccharide binding; extracellular matrix structural constituent; hydrolase activity, hydrolyzing O-glycosyl compounds. The transcript is spliced from 2 exons. Gene Ontology annotation, biological process: extracellular matrix organization. Lineage: Eukaryota; Evosea; Eumycetozoa; Acytosteliales; Cavenderiaceae.